Pan troglodytes (chimpanzee) is the source of this 4064-nucleotide messenger RNA. Its product is annotated as polycystin-1. NCBI's taxonomy places the organism in Eukaryota, Metazoa, Chordata, Mammalia, Primates, Hominidae. The transcript has 12 exons. Gene Ontology annotation, cellular component: plasma membrane. Gene Ontology annotation, molecular function: monoatomic cation channel activity. The coding region runs from base 483 to 4064 and encodes 1193 amino acids. Gene Ontology annotation, biological process: calcium ion transport. The record is from RefSeq and is a predicted model, not a curated record.
GCGCGGGGAGGAGGAGGAGCCGCGGCGGGCCCCGCACUGCAGCGCCAACGUCCGAGCGGGCGGCCGAGCUCCCGGAGCGGCCUGGCUCCGAGCCCCGAGCGGGCGUCGCUCAGCAGCAGGUCGCGGCCGCAGCCCCAUCCAGCCCCGCGCCCGCCAUGCGGUCCGCCGACCCCGCCUGAGCCGCGGCCUCCGCGCGCGGGCGGGCCUGGGGACGGCGGGGCCAUGCGCGCGCUGCCCUAACGAUGCCGCCCGCCGCGCCCGCCCGCCUGGCGCUGGCCCUGGGCCUGGGCCUGUGGCUCGGGGCGCUGGCGGGGGGCCCCGGGCGCGGCUGCGGGCCCUGCGAGCCCCCCUGCCUCUGCGGCCCAGCGCCCGGCGCCGCCUGCCGCGUCAACUGCUCGGGCCGCGGGCUGCGGACGCUCGGUCCCGCGCUGCGCAUCCCCGCGGACGCCACAGCGCUGAGAUAAAAACAACAGGUGGCCUUUAUGGAGACGCUGCCCAGAGCCAGGUCUGUGCCAGGCUCCUGUUGGGGGUCGUCAUGCGGAAUCCUGACUCUGACCAUCCGAGGCAUAGGGACCGUGGAGAUUUGCAUUUCACAGAUGAGGAAACAGGCUCCAGGCUCCUCGCCGGGACAGUGUCUCCUUGGGUGCGUGCUGGAUCCCUGGGGGACGUGGCACAUCCCCAGGCUUGCUAAACAUUGGGCUCUGGUCCUGGGAUUUGGAGGAGGGGGACCCUGGGAGUUGGUGGCCUGUCCCAGCCUGAGCUGGCAAGAUUCCAAAUGCCAGGCCCCUCAAGUGUGCAACAGGGCACAGGGCGACCUCAUGUGGGCAGGCCCAGUGCAGGAUGCCGAGAACCUCCUCGUGGGAGCGCCCAGUGGGGACCCGCAGGGACCCCUGACGCCUCUGGCACAGCAGGACGGCCUGUCAGCCCCGCACGAGCCCGUGGAGGUCAUGGUAUUCCCGGGCUUGCGUCUGAGCCGUGAAGCCUUCCUCACCAUGGCCGAAUUUGGGACCCAGGAGCUCUGGCGGCCCGCCCAGCUGCGGCUGCAGGUGUACCGGCUCCUCAGCACAGCAGGGACCCCGGAGAACGGCAGCGAGCCUGAGAGCAGGUCCCCGGACAACAGGACCCAGCUGGCCCCCGCGUGCAUGCCAGGGGGACGCUGGUGCCCUGGAGCCAACAUCUGCUUGCCGCUGGACGCCUCCUGCCACCCCCAGGCCUGCGCCAAUGGCUGCACGUCAGGGCCAGGGCUACCCGGGGCCCCCUAUGCGCUAUGGAGAGAGUUCCUCUUCUCCGUUCCCGCGGGGCACCCCGCGCAGUGCUCGGUCACCCUCCACGGCCAGGAUGUCCUCAUGCUCCCUGGUGACCUCGUUGGCUUGCAGCACGACGCUGGCCCUGGCGCCCUCCUGCACUGCUCGCCGGCUCCCGGCCACCCUGGUCCCCAGGCCCCGUACCUCUCCGCCAACGCCUCGUCAUGGCUGCCCCACUUGCCAGCCCAGCCGGAGGGCACUUGGGCCUGCCCUGCCUGUGCCCUGCGGCUGCUUGCAGCCACGGAACAGCUCACCGUGCUGCUGGGCCUGAGGCCCAACCCUGGGCUGCGGCUGCCUGGGCGCUAUGAGGUCCGGGCAGAGGUGGGCAAUGGCGUGUCCAGGCACAACCUGUCCUGCAGCUUUGACGUGGUCUCCCCAGUGGCUGGGCUGCGGGUCAUCUACCCUGCUCCCCGCGACGGCCGCCUCUACGUGCCCACCAACGGCUCAGCCUUGGUGCUCCAGGUGGACUCUGGUGCCAACGCCACGGCCACGGCUCGCUGGCCUGGGGGCAGUGUCAGCGCCCGCUUUGAGAAUGCCUGCCCUGCCCUGGUGGCCACCUUCGUGCCCGGCUGCCCCUGGGAGACCAAUGAUACCCUGUUCUCAGUGGUAGCACUGCCGUGGCUCAGUGAGGGGGAGCACGUGAUGGACGUUGUGGUGGAAAACAGCGCCAGUCGGGCCAACCUCAGCCUGCGGGUGACGGCGGAGGAGCCCAUCUGUGGCCUCCGCGCCACGCCCAGCCCCGAGGCCCGUGUACUGCAGGGAGUCCUAGUGAGGUACAGCCCCGUGGUGGAGGCCGGCUCGGACAUGGUCUUCCGGUGGACUAUCAACGACAAGCAGUACCUGACCUUCCAGAACGUGGUCUUCAAUGUCAUUUAUCAGAGCGCGGCGGUCUUCAAGCUCUCACUGACGGCCUCCAACCACGUGAGCAACGUCACUGUGAACUACAACGUCACCGUGGAGCGGAUGAACAGGAUGCAGGGCCUGCGGGUCUCCACAGUGCCGGCCGUGCUGUCCCCCAGUGCCACGCUGGCACUGAUGGCGGGCGUGCUGGUGGACUCGGCCGUGGAGGUGGCCUUCCUGUGGACCUUUGGGGAUGGGGAGCAGGCCCUCCACCAGUUCCAGCCUCCGUGCAACGAGUCCUUCUCGGUUCCAGACCCCUCGGUGGCCCAGGUGCUGGUGGAGCACAAUGUCACGCACACCUACGCUGCCCCAGGUGAGUACGUCCUGACCGUGCUGACAUCUAAUGCCUUCGAGAACCGGACGCAGCAGGUGCCUGUGAGCGUGCGUGCCGCCCUGCCCUCCGUGGCUGUGGGUGUGAGUGACGGCGUCCUGGUGGCCGGCUGGCCCGUCACCUUCUACCCGCACCCGCUGCCCUCGCCUGGGGGUGUUCUUUACACGUGGGACUUCGGGGACGGCUCCCCUGUCCUGACCCAGAGCCAGCCGCCUGCCAACCACACCUAUGCCUCAAGGGGCACCUACCACGUGCGCCUGGAGGUCAACAACAUGGUGAGCGGUGCGGCGGCCCAGGCGGAUGUGGGCGUCUUUGAGGAGCUCCGCGGGCUCAGCGUGGACACGAGCCUGGCCGUGGAGCAGGGCGCCCCCGUGGUGGUCAGCACCGCGGUGCAGACGGGCGACAACAUCACAUGGACCUUCGACAUGGGGGACGGCACCGUGCCGUCGGGCCCGGAGGCCACAGUGGAGCAUGUGUACCUGCGGGCACAGAACUGCACAGUGACCGUGGGUGCGGCCAGCCCCGCCGGCCACCUGGCCCGGAGCCUGCACGUGCUGGUCUUCGUCCUGGAGGUGCUGCGCGUCGAGCCCGCCGCCUGCAUCCCCACGCAGCCUGACGCGCGGCUCACGGCCUACGUCACCGGGAACCCGGCCCACUACCUCUUCGACUGGACCUUUGGGGAUGGCUCCUCCAACACGACCGUGCGGGGGUGCCCGACGGUGACACACAACUUCACGCGGAGCGGCACGUUCCCCCUGGCGCUGGUGCUGUCCAGCCGCGUGAACAGGGCGCGUUACUUCGCCAGCAUCUGCAUGGAGCCAGAGGUGGGCAACGUCACCCUGCAGCCAGAGAAGCAGUUUGUGCAGCUCGGGGACGAGGCCCGGCUGGUGGCAUGUGCCUGGCCCCCGCUCCCCUACCGCUACACCUGGGACUUUGGCACCGAGGAAGCCGCCCCCGCCCGUGCCGGGGGCCCUGAGGUGACGUUCAUCUACCGAGACCCAGGCUCCUAUCUUGUGACAGUCACCACGUCCAACAUCAUCUCCGCUGCCAAUGACUCAGCCCUGGUGGAGGUGCAGGAGCCCGUGCUGGUCACCAGCAUCAAAGUCAAUGGCUCCCUUGGGCUGGAGCUGCAGCAGCCAUACCUGUUCUCUGCCGUGGGCCGUGGGCGCCCCGCCAGCUACCUGUGGGAUCUGGGGGACGGUGGGCGGCUCGAGGGUCCGGAGGUCACCCACGCUUCCAACAGCACAGGUGACUUCACCGUUAGGGUGGCCGGCUGGAAUGAGGUGAGCCGCAGUGAGGCCUGGCUCAAUGUGACGGUGAAGCGGCGCGUGUGGGGGCUCGUUGUCAAUGCCAGCCGCACGGUGGUGCUCCUGAAUGGGAGCGUGAGCUUCAGCACCUCGCUGGAGGCCGGCAGUGAUGUGCGCUAUUCCUGGGUGCUCUGUGACCGCUGCACGCCCAUCCCUGGGGGUCCUACCAUCUGUUUACACCUUCCGCUCCGUGGGCACUUUCAAUAUCAUCGUCACGGCUGA